UGCGCCACUUGCCACUACACCACGUCAAAAGGAACUGGACGAAUUAAAUUUUUGAAAAAUUCACUUUACUGCGUUUUUUGUAGAUUUUUGACUCCAUGUUGUUACAUGCUGCUCUUCCUCAUUGUGUUGGCUGUGAUCGUUGGUAUUAUCGCCGCGAUCGUUCUUUCACAAGUGCUGAAACCUCCUAAGAUACGACUACACAUGCUAGGUGCCAUGCCCUUCAAAGGAAACUACAUCAGUUACUACGAUUUCAAGACGAAUCGUGUCGCAGUCAUUGAUGAGACUCUUAAAAGCAACAGUAAGAUGUGUUUCGUGAUGCCACUCGAUCGCUCGAAUUUACGCGAUGCAGACACGAUGCGGCGCGCUGCUGGAAGAGCAUCGCAUAAAACUUCACAAACCCAGGGAUGGGAAGAGAGCUGGCAAUACCUACCAGCACCAAUGACCAUGAACGCUCAACAGUUGUUCAAUCCACCAAUUGCCGAGUGUGAAGGAGCGCGAUGGAUUCAACUGGAUUACGUGGGCAGCAAUCAAAAGAAUAGGAAAUGCUCUGAUUGCUACGACUUCUGUUUGCCCGACUACGGUAUUGAGAGAGAUGUAGUACGAGGUGACGAACUGCUUAAUAUAGUCAGACGGGUCUGCUUCUAUUUGUUCGUACCCGAAUGGAGGACAUACGCUCAGGCUAAUACGAUCGAACAGAAUCAACGCGAUUUUGAGACCUACUACCGUAAUCGAAACCAUCUAGCGACAGCCUACGGUAGCACGGAUGUUAGCGACACCAAAUGGAUUCAACUUCAGAAACUGCCUCGUAAAAACACAUUUCAGGAUACAGUGGAGGGUGUACGACGAGGAGUAUAUGGCCAGAAUAGGCCGGACCUGAGCUAUCAACAGCAGAACUAUCAAAAUGGGAACGGAUACAACGGGCAGAUGCAGUAA
This is a messenger RNA of Haemonchus placei, 933 nucleotides long. The record is from the annotation of a GenBank genome assembly. NCBI's taxonomy places the organism in Eukaryota, Metazoa, Nematoda, Chromadorea, Rhabditida, Trichostrongylidae.